This is a messenger RNA of Dreissena polymorpha, 1071 nucleotides long. Its product is annotated as psychosine receptor-like. The coding region runs from base 1 to 1071 and encodes 356 amino acids. The record is from RefSeq and is a predicted model, not a curated record. Lineage: Eukaryota; Metazoa; Mollusca; Bivalvia; Myida; Dreissenidae. The transcript has a single exon. Gene Ontology annotation, molecular function: G protein-coupled receptor activity. Gene Ontology annotation, cellular component: plasma membrane. Gene Ontology annotation, biological process: G protein-coupled receptor signaling pathway.
AUGGAUGCAACUACACAAUUUGCUAGUAAUGUGACAUUGAUAAACGUUACAGAACAGGAAACGAUCAACACGACGUCAUCAAACUUGGCCGAAGGGAGGUAUCCGCCGGUCGGUUACUACGGAUACACGAGUGCGCUGCUCUGGAUGGUGAUUCCGCCGAUUCUUAUUUCCAUUGGAACGAUCGGAAACGCUAUGACUAUUCUCGUGCUGCUUCGCCAGAAGAAGAUGACGACGACGGCGGUGUUCCUGUUUGCUCUGGCACUUUCAGAUACGCUCGUGCUGUUCAGCGCACUUCUGCCAGACUGGGUGUUAUAUACCUGGGACAUUGACAUCAAGAUGCUGAGUAACCCCGGGUGUAAAGCGAUAGUCUACCUUUCAUACUGCAGCAUCCACCUCUCCUCGUGGCUGAUCGUGGUCGUCACGCUUGAGAGAACAGCUUGCGUGCUUUUCCCGCAUAAAGUGAGACUUGGCUGUUCCCCACGCAACGCUGUCUUGAUCAUCGUCACCAUUGUACUAGCCGUGUUCGGAAUUAAUAUAAUAUUACUUGUGAUAAUUGGUCUGAAUAAAAACACGUGCGCUCCGUCCACUAAGGAAUACCGAGAUCUGUUUGACUACGUUCACAGAUGGAUCGACUUCACGUUAACUUUCGGCGCGCCGUUCCCGCUGCUACUCAUUGGAAACGUCAUCAUUGUAGUGCAGCUCGCGCUCUCCCGUUCAAGACGUCAGCGGAUGACCAUUUCCGGUCAGACGCGCGACACGCGUCCUUUGUCGAUGCUAAUAAUGGCACUUUGCGUGCUGUUCUUCUUCACGAUAACACCGGCGUCAGUUUGUUUUGUGUACUUACCCUACCUGAGGGAGCAGCUCCUGGCGCUCGAGUCAGUUGAUCCUUACACGGCCUGGUACGACGCCCAGUACAUUGAUUUCCUUUACAAUGUUGCCAUUCUGGUCAGCUACUUCAACGCCGCCUUCAACUUUGCCUUCUACGUGUUCAGCGGCUCAAAGUUCCGCGCAGAAUUGAGGAACCUGCUUUGCUGUAAGGCAACACAAGGCACCAGGCUGUUUGGAAGCUAG